Messenger RNA from Oryctolagus cuniculus (rabbit), 2310 nucleotides. It is a transcript of the gene NOP53, whose product is annotated as NOP53 ribosome biogenesis factor. The record is from RefSeq and is a predicted model, not a curated record. Gene Ontology annotation, biological process: rRNA processing; ribosomal large subunit assembly. NCBI's taxonomy places the organism in Eukaryota, Metazoa, Chordata, Mammalia, Lagomorpha, Leporidae. Gene Ontology annotation, molecular function: 5S rRNA binding. Gene Ontology annotation, cellular component: nucleolus.
CGGAUUUCCGGACAUCUUCCUUUGACAAGAUGGCGGCGCGGAGUAGAGGUGGUGGUGGCGGGAAGUCUUCGAAAACCGAUGGCGAUUCUGGCUUUCUGGGGCUGCGGCCCACUUCGGUGGACCCGGCGCUGAGGCGGCGGCGGCGAGGCCCGAGAAAUAAGAAGCGGGGCUGGCGGCGAUUGGCGCAGGAGCCGCUGGGGCUGGAGGUGGACCAGUUUCUGGAGGACGUGCGGCUGCAGGAGCGCACGAGCGGGGGUUUGUUGUCCGAGGCCCCGGAUGACCGUCUCUUCUUCGUGGACACGGGCUUCAAGGAAAAGGCACUGAAGAGGAAGCCGAGCAGGCUCCAGAGGAAGUCACUGCUGCUCAAGAAGCCCCUCCGGGUCGACCUCGUCCUUGAGAACACGUCCAAGGUCCCCGCCCCCAAAGAUGUCCUCGCCCACCAGGUGCCCAACGCCAAGAAGCUCAGGCGGAAGGAGCAGCUGUGGGAGAAGCUGGCGGCGCAGGGGGAGUUGCCACGGGAGGUGCGCAAGGCGCAGGCCCGCGCCCUCCGCCCGCCCGCGGCCAAGGCCCAGCCGGGGCCUCAGGACACCGCGGAGCGGCCUUUCUACGACCUCUGGGCCGCCGACAACCCCCUGGACAGGCCCCUGGUUGGCCAGGACCCGUUUUUCCUGGAGCAGACCAAGAAGAAAGGCGUGAAGCGGCCGCCACGCCUCCACGUGAGGCCCUCCCAGGUACCUGCUGUGGAGGUGACGCCUGCGGGAGCCUCGUACAACCCCACCUUCGAGGACCACCAGAGCCUGCUCCUGGCUGCCCACGAGGUGGAGCUGCAGCGGCAGCGGGAGGCGGAGAAGCUGGAGCGGCAGCUGGCCCUGCCCAGCGCGGAGCAGGCCGCCACGCAGGAGUCUGUGUUCCGGGAGAUGUGCGAGGGGCUGCUGGAGGAGUCGGACGAGGAGGGGGAGCCGGGCCAGGGCGAGGGGCCUGAGGCGGGGGCCGCCGAGGCCUCGCCCACCCCUGCCCGCCCGGCCGGUGCCGAGAAGAAGACGGAGCAGCAGCGGCGGCGGGAGAAGGCGGCCCGCACGCAGCGAGUGCAGCAGGCUGCGCUGCGGGCCGCCCGGCUGCGGCACCAGGAGCUCUUCCGGCUGCGUGGGAUCAAGGCGCAGGUGGCGCGGCGGCUGGCGGAGCUGGCGAGGCGGCGUGAGCUGCGGAGGGCGCGGCGGCUGGCUGAGGCCCACAAGCCCCGCAGGCUGGGGCGGCUCAAGUACCAGCCUCCCGACAUCGACGUGCAGCUCAGCUCGGAGCUGUCCGACUCGCUCAGGACGCUGAAGCCCGAGGGCAACAUCCUGCGGGACCGCUUCAAGAGCUUCCAGAGGAGGAACAUGAUCGAGCCCCGGGAGCGCGCCAAGUUCAAGCGCAAGUACAAAGUGAAGCUGGUGGAGAAGCGGGCGUUCCGCGAGAUCCAGUUGUAGCUGAGCGACGCCGGGCUGCCACCCCCAAUAAAGCACCUGUGAUCGGCCGCUCGGGCUGCACGUCUGGCUCGUCUCCCCUUCCCCCACCCCGAGGUCGGGGAGGCCGCGAGGGGCCGGGCAGGCAGGGGGCUUCCACCCGUCCCAGGCCCAGUGUGGGUGCAUGGAGUGGCCGUGCCUGGUGCCCUCGGCCCCAUCCUGAGUGUGGCCCUGCAGGUGUGGGAACGGCCAUGGUGUGUGUGUGUUGGUGUGGACGGCAGGCGGCAGCCAGAGCCCGGGGGAAGCCGGUGCGCGUGCAGAGCCCGGAGUGCAGCCCCCUCACAGGGGCAGGGACGAGGCGCGUGCCCGGGCCGCCGGGAGCUCAGUGCGAGGUGGGGCCCAGUCCGUGGGGGGGGGGGGCAGGAAGCUGACUGGCAGCACUAGCAUUCGGGAAGUUCCCGCGCUGUUGGGUGAAAGGUUGGCUCCCUGGGGUGUUGGCGGAGCUGACUUGAGUCUGGCUUCGUGGUUUGGCUAGAAGAGGUCCCUCCAAGGCUUCCAGGACGCAGACUCCAGGCGUGCCUCUGACCGCACAGCGUGUGGGGCGGGGGCAGCAGCUCGGGGCCGUGAGGAGCCUGGGACGCCUGCGCCCCGAGUCAGCGCCGGGUUUUGGGUCCCGGCUCGGCUUCCCAUGCCGCUGCUCGCUCCUGGCACCCUGGGAGGUAGCAGCCGAGGGCUCAGGCACCCAGGUUCCUGCCCGCCAUGUGGGAGGCCCCGUUUGAGUUCGUGGCCCCUGGUUGCUGGGGGAGGGCCCCCCCGAGCAAGAGAUGUCUGUCUGUCUCCCUGUCCCAUUAAAGCAGUGAGCGUCCCA